Periconia digitata is the source of this 1689-nucleotide messenger RNA. The record is from the annotation of a GenBank genome assembly. NCBI's taxonomy places the organism in Eukaryota, Fungi, Ascomycota, Dothideomycetes, Pleosporales, Periconiaceae.
CCAAACCAGCCUUGCAAUCCGCGCCAAACGUCACACCAUAACUUCUCCAAUGCAUACCAAAAUGACUAGGCUACCCAAUGAAGUAGGACUUGUAAACCGCAGUAUGAGGUCCCGCGGUGAGAACAGUCGCCGACACACCGACCGCAUAUUUACUCCUGCCCAUCGAAACAAUCUGUUUGCUUCUAAUUUGGCGAGCGAAAGUGAUAUUAUGCUCGCUUGAAAGGAAAGUCCGACAGCACGGUCAUUUCUACAUGUAGUGCGGGCAGCCGUUACCGGCUUGGAAUGUAUCCCGGUCAUGCGGGCGUCCCUUUCUGGGGUCGUCGAUAGGGGUAAGCAAGGUUGUGGUCGAGCACGAAGAACUGUACGACAGCGAUGAAAAGAAAGAGGAGCAAUCAUUUAGCCUUGUAUUCUGAAUAGCCUCUCUAGAUUAAUUGCAUAGGGUGGUUGAUCUUGCAACCGGCGUAUCAAUGGUGAGUGUUUUUCAUAACUAUCUGUACGGGCGGACCCCAAGAAACGCCCCGCCGGUUUCUGAUCAACAUGAUGAUGAUUCCCGAACAUCCUGACCAUAAAUACUCGAUAUCCAUCUCCUAAACGUAAGAUUGGCAGCAUGUGGCGCUAGCUGUCAUUUCUUUUUCUUUGCUUCCCCGUAGACAAUGACACGCGUUUUCUCCGUUAUUGACGUGCAUCGUACAUAAGUUCGACUCGUCGUCCUGCAGGUUCGUGACCUGCAACACAAUCAAUUGGCAAGGAAAAGUACAGUCGGGAUUUCACCACCUGCACUAACUUCAACCCCACUCGAUACUUAUCUUAGGGUGGCGGCCGAGCUGCCCAAUAGUACGACAUUCCGUAGGCACCUUCUCUUAAUAGUUGGCAAUAAACCCCGAAAAUGGCUUGAAGAGUGGGGGAAAUUAUGGAUGCAAGCCAUAAAACGGUAUCUUAGUACGUACCACCAACACUCUUGGUAUAGUGAGAGACGUAUCGGAGAAUACUACACAACCCUCCUCCCCAUCGUCAUGCUUCCGUAGCAUGGUAUGACGAAUUGUCUCCAUACUUUCAAAUGGAUACACCAGCCACUGCCGGCUGGAUGAGAAUGUCAAGACAGUGGUCGAGGGAGGGAGACACAAUAGGGGCUUUCGUAUUUGUAGGAGGAGCCAGACGGAAGCCUCAUAUCCUUCCUUCCUCACCACUAUGUACACCCUGCAUCGAGCGAGAAGUCAGAAUUCGUUAUCGUGGUCGCGUAGCUCUCGGAAAAUAACAGUGAAACAGGAUGUAACUUCUGCUGAUCCGAAUCCUCUCUUUCACUUACCAAGAUACAAAAAAUAGAACAUCACUUCUCAUUUCUUGGAAAAACUGCGGCUUCCACGCCCCCGAAGAAGCGGAGCACUGCCUAAGCUGCCUUACCCUACUACACCCAUCCAAGAGGGGGACAGUUGAGAACGAUCUACAACGACAAAGAGCAGCAAUACAGCAGCCACAGCAUGAGGAUGAUUAGGUUUACCGUUGAUCAUCGUUUUUUCUCGUUUGGCCAUACACACGCUUGUCUUCUACGACCAAUACUGCUGAUUCGGAAAAACAGGAUCAACAAUAAAAAUCUCUUCAGCCCUGCACAGAACACAAGCCACUUGACGCAAACGAACGUUAGCAUGACCUUCAAUGCGAUAAAACGCGACAUCGAGAGUGCUGAUGAAC